This is a messenger RNA of Thecamonas trahens ATCC 50062, 1197 nucleotides long. RefSeq names its product FAD dependent oxidoreductase. Gene Ontology annotation, cellular component: cytoplasm. Bases 1 to 1197 code for a protein of 398 amino acids. NCBI's taxonomy places the organism in Eukaryota, Apusomonadida, Apusomonadidae. The record is from RefSeq and is a predicted model, not a curated record. The transcript has a single exon. Gene Ontology annotation, molecular function: oxidoreductase activity.
AUGCUGGCCUCCGCCCGCCGGCUGGUCACGGUCGAUGCGCUGGUGGUGGGCUCGGGCAUGGUGGGCGCUUCGACGGCGUUCAGUCUGGCGCGCGCCGGUGCCGACUCGGUCAUGGUGCUGGAGAUGGAGGAUGCGCAUGGGGUCCACUCGACGGGCCGAUCGGCGGCUCUGUACUCGGAGACGUAUGGCUCGCCGCUGACCCGGGCCCUGACCACCGCGUCGAAGCUCGCACUGCACGGCGAUGCAGAGGCCGGCGCGCCGCCGGCUGAUGAUCCGUUCCUUCGCCCGCGUGGUACGGUCUGGGUCGCCCGCCAAGAUCAACUGGACACCAUGGACGCCAUGCUCGACGCCAUCGUCGCCGAGGGCCUCGUCACCUCGCUGAAGAGGCUGGACGAGGCCGAGCUCCGCGCCAUCAUGCCGGCCAUCCGACCGGGCUACGCCGCUGCAGGCGUCUACGAGCCCGACGCCAUGGACAUGGACGUCAACGGACUGCACAUGGCAUUCAUCCGCGGCGGAAAGGCCGCCAGCGUCGACUUUCGCACCGGCGCAGGCCUGCUCGCGGCGGCCUGGGACGCUCACGCCGGUCUUUGGGAGAUCUCUGACACUACUGGUAGCGUCCAUCAUGCCCGAAUGCUGGUCAACGCCGCCGGCGCGUGGGGAGAUGUCGUCGCGGAGCGGUCAGGCAUCGCUCCGCUCGGCCUUGUCCCCAAGCGGCGGACGAUCAUGACAUGGCCAGCGCCCGCGGCCGCAGACUAUCCGGCCGACGCGCCGCCGGCGGCCUGGCCCAUGGUUUUUGACGUCGACGAAGAGUUCUACUUUAAGCCGGAUGCUGGGCAGAUGCUUGCUUCGCCGGCCGACGCCACCCCUGUUGAGCCGCACGACGCCUACGCCGACGACAUGGACGUUGCCGUCUGCGCCGACCGCAUCAUGACCGCCACCGACCUCUCCAUCGAGACACUCACCGCGUCGUGGGCCGGCCUCCGUACCUUUGCCCCUGACAGCGACUUUGUGCUCGGGCCCGAUGGCAUCAACCCAUCGUUUGUCUGGGCCGUUGGCAUGGGCGGCUACGGCAUUCAGACCGCACCGGCAACCGGCGCCGUUGUCGCCGCCACUGCCACCGGCUCGGCCCUCCCGUCGUGGAUUGUCAACGUCGGCAUCACUUCAGCAGAUCCGUUCUCGCCCUCACGGUUCUCAUGA